CGCAGCCCAGGGACUGCCUGAGAGGCAGGUCCACUUGACAGCCAUUUUUGCCCACCAUCCACCACUUCCUGAGCUACAUAUACUAUUUUCUCCCAUCCAACUGUAACCAAGUUUCUCAAAGGACUUGUUCAAAUUGUUCCACUACUUCAAGAGCCUCCACCCACAUGAGACUUUCAUGGUGUCCUUAAGAACUUGAUGGUCCUCCAUUUAAGCCAAUGGAUACUUCUUUUUUGAAUCUCUUUAUGAAGAUGACAAUCACAGUGGCAAAUUCUUCAGAGUGAAGAAUAAAGCUACAAGCUACCAUGAUGUGGGCCCUCUAAAACUACUUUGCAUAAGGAAAAGAUCACAGUUAGACUGUACCCUUUGUUAAUUCUGAAUGUCAUGUUUAUCAGUUCUACUCCCUGGCCCUGCCAAUCACACUUUCCUACAAGAGAGAGCCUGGUUCCAUGCACAUCAGAAGUGGUAUACAUACCACUCAACUCAAAGAACUUCAGUUAUUGCUCAAAUACAUUGAACUACAGUAAUACAUUCCAGAGGUGACAGAUCCAUGGAUCACUGGACUAAAUGGAUCAAGUUUUUCAGCAAACUGAUGGUACAAAGAAGAGUCCAGGACUUCUGACCCUAGCAAAAUACAAUAAAUUAUUUCUCUUACAACACCUUGGACCAUGUUGGAUUUCAGAAAAAAGGGAAAAUCAGCAUCAGCAAACCUGUAAAGGGAAAACGUUUCUGAUUUCAGACAGAAGCUUCCUGAAGAGACACAGUAAGAAUCCUUCCAGAUUGUGUCAGUUUCAGAGAUGAACGGAACUAACAACACGUCAGGCAACUGUAUGAUGGAUAAGUUCAAGCAGGUUGUUUAUCCCACUGCUUAUUUGACCAUAUUCAUAUUCGGUGUUGUUGGAAAUGGCCUUUCCAUAUAUGUUUUCCUACAACCUUGUAAGAGAAAGACCUCAGGGAAUAUUUUCAUGCUGAAUUUGGCCAUUUCAGACCUCAUGUUUGUGUCCACUUUGCCUUUCCGGGCCGCCUAUUACCUGAUGAAAUCUGACUGGAUAUUUCAAGAUGUAUUUUGCAGAAUUGUGUCCUAUAUCUUGUAUGUCAAUAUGUACUGCAGCAUUUAUUUUCUAACCACCCUGAGUGUUGCUCGCUUCAUGGUCAUUGUCUACCCAUUCAAAUGUUUCCAAGUAACCAGCACAAAGUAUGCCAGGAUCAUAUGUGUGGUAAUAUGGAUUUUUGUGAUGGCAAGUAGCAGCCAACUGCUGGGCACUGGAACCACCGUAACGAAUUCCUCAACUCAGUGCUUGGAUCUCCAACCAAACAAUAUAGACAAGAUCUUUCUGUUAAACAAUAUUGUCCUGGUAGUCGGCUUCUCCCUGCCAUUUUGCACAAUCGUUGUGUGCUAUGUGUUUGUAAUCAAAGCCUUACUUAAGUCCAAGACUCCAAACACUAAGGUAAGAGCCUCUCAUAAGAAGGCAAAGUUAACCAUCAUCCUUACUUUGUUCAUAUUCUUCCUUUGUUUCUUGCCAUAUCACAUACUAAGAACUGUCCAUCUGGUACAGACAAAAAAUGGUAUUGAAAGCAAGUGUAACUUGCACAAAGGGGUCAUCAUUACCCUGUGCCUGGCUGCAAUGAAUAGCUGCCUAGAUCCUGUACUCUUCUACUUUGUAGGUGAAAAUUUCAAAGCAAGACUCAAAAAUAUAUGUAAGAGGUAGUGAACACAGAAUCAAAUACACCCAUUUCUUACUGGGAAAAUUAUGUAAUAGUUCAGCCACAGAAUUGGGAGUUGAAAGACUGAGACACAUUUCUCAGCUCUGUCAUUAACUUGCCUUGUGCCCUGAGCCCAGAUUCUCAAAGGCAUCACAUUCCUACUUAUUUCAAUCCAUAUAACUUGUAUAUCAUUUCAACUGGCCUUAGGUAUCUUAAAUAAACUCAAAGGUCUGCAUCUAAAGUUCUGUUUCCAUUUCCUUUUCAUUUACAUUCUUCUGUGUUAAAUUGGGAUAUUCAAGGUAUUGUACUGCUAUAUUGCCUCCCGACUCUUGUUGAUUUUUUUUUAAAUUAAGGUUCAUAUAGGGUUUGAAGACUCUUAAAUAUAAUAGAAAUACAAAGUAUUAUUGAUAUUAGCUGCCUUUGAAAUGUUUUAUCCAAAAAUCUACAUUGAAUCUGGCUCUUAAAUAUGUGUCAUACAAACAUUUCUAUAUUUUCCACCAUUACAAACCUCUAAGGUAUGUUGUUUAAUAUUUAAAUGGAUUUUCAAGUUAAACAUUGCCUUAAGAGUCCUACAAACAAACCAUUUCUGAAUGACAGUAUUUAAAUUCAUGUGAGUAUUAAAACUUACUCUCCAUAUUCAUGUGAAUAUAUACAUGGUCCUUUGUCAUUCUUCUUUAUAUGAAUCAAUGUUUUUGUGGCCCCUAACAUAUUUUUAUGCUUGGUUUGUCAGCAGUAUUUUUAAACUUGUGUAUUAAAGUUAGAUAAAUGAACCUAGAAUUAGGAAUUCAAGUCAGAAUAUUAAGUGUAUUUAGUGAAAGAUAUGUGCUGAGUGGGAUUUCCAGAAACAUUUAAUUUCCGCUGAUUUCAAUGGAAGUAAGGUAUCUUGGAAAAUCUCAGUAGAUGCUUAUCUGCAUUUUAGGUACUUAAAUGCUUCAAAAUGCUGGGUGUCUUUAUGUACUGUGAAUAAGGACACGUAAAGUAGUGUUGCAACACAACAUCUUUACUUCUUGCUGUCAAUUCCUUCAUAAAAAGAAAGGCUCU
Alligator sinensis (Chinese alligator) is the source of this 2742-nucleotide messenger RNA. RefSeq names its product cysteinyl leukotriene receptor 2 (gene CYSLTR2). Gene Ontology annotation, molecular function: G protein-coupled receptor activity. The transcript is spliced from 5 exons. Gene Ontology annotation, cellular component: plasma membrane. The coding region runs from base 795 to 1706 and encodes 303 amino acids. The record is from RefSeq and is a predicted model, not a curated record. Gene Ontology annotation, biological process: G protein-coupled receptor signaling pathway. Lineage: Eukaryota; Metazoa; Chordata; Crocodylia; Alligatoridae.